Molecule: messenger RNA, 2265 nt
Organism: Neomonachus schauinslandi (Hawaiian monk seal)
Lineage: Eukaryota; Metazoa; Chordata; Mammalia; Carnivora; Phocidae
Gene: C12H7orf25
Product: chromosome 12 C7orf25 homolog
Exons: 2
Coding region: 94-1359 (421 amino acids)
Source: RefSeq, a predicted model, not a curated record
GCGAGGUUUCCCGGCGGGUCCCGGCCUCGCGCGCGCACGUGCCUGCUCGCGCUCGCGGUCCUGGCGCUGCCGGAAAGGAAUAAUGCUGUCAGCAUGUCUGCACACUCCAUGCUCUGUGAACGAAUCGCCAUAGCCAAGGAACUGAUCAAGAGAGCAGAAUCACUUUCUAGAUCAAGAAAAGGUGGCAUAGAAGGUGGUGCAAAGCUGUGCAGCAAAUUGAAGGCAGAAUUAAAAUUCCUGCAGAAAGUAGAAGCCGGGAAAGUAGCUAUUAAGGAAUCCCAUUUACAGAGCACUAAUCUGACACACCUAAGAGCCAUUGUGGAAUCAGCAGAAAACCUGGAAGAAGUUGUUAGUGUUCUUCAUGUCUUUGGUUACACAGAUACCUUGGGAGAAAAGCAGACCCUUGUGGUGGAUGUAGUUGCAAAUGGUGGUCAUACUUGGGUGAAAGCCAUUGGCCGAAAGGCUGAAGCUCUCCAUAACAUUUGGCUGGGCAGGGGCCAGUAUGGUGACAAAAGUAUCAUUGAACAGGCUGAAGACUUCCUCCAGGCCAGUCACCAGCAGCCUGUGCAGUAUAGCAACCCUCACAUCAUCUUUGCAUUUUACAACAGCGUCUCCAGCCCCAUGGCAGAGAAGCUCAAAGAAAUGGGCAUUUCUGUGAGAGGAGACAUAGUGGCAGUUAACUCUCUGUUAGAUCACCCUGAAGAGCUCCAGCCGAGUGAGAGUGAGUCGGAUGACGAGGGCCCUGAACUUUUGCAGGUGACCAGAGUGGACCGAGAAAAUAUCCUAGCAAGUGUUGCGUUUCCAACGGAAAUUAAGGUCGAUGUGUGCAAAAGAAUAAAUCUGGACAUUACUACUUUAAUCACAUAUGUAUCUGCCCUCAGCUAUGGAGGCUGCCACUUUAUCUUCAAAGAGAAAGUGCUUACGGAACAAGCAGAGCAAGAGAGGAAAGAGCAGGUUUUACCACAGCUGGAGGCAUUUAUGAAGGACAAGGAGUUGUUUGCUUGUGAAUCUGCUGUCAAGGACUUUCAGUCUAUUCUAGAUACCUUAGGAGGACCUGGGGAGAGAGAGAGGGCCACUAUGCUAAUUAAACAAAUUAAUGUGGUGCCAGAUCAGCCUUCUGAGCGUGCCUUGAGACUAGUGGCCAGUUCAAAAAUCAAUAGCCGCUCAUUAACAAUUUUUGGGACGGGAGACACUCUAAAAGCCAUCACCAUGACUGCCAAUAGUGGUUUUGUCAGAGCUGCCAACAACCAGGGUGUUAAGUUUAGUGUGUUUAUCCAUCAGCCCAGAGCACUUACUGAGAGCAAAGAGGCUCUAGCCACCCCCUUACCAAAAGACUACACAACUGACAAUGAACACUAAUGGUAUCCUUUAAAUAUUGUCAUGGAAAACCAAAGGCUGGGUCCUCCCAUCUUAAAUGGGGAGGGGGAAAAAGGUCUAUAGUAAAAAUAAUACUUAGAACUCUUAAACCAGUAGAGUUGAUUGUGUGUGUCAUCUAUAAAAUAUAUAACCUAAAGUAGAAAAAGCACAAGAGACAAGCUUAUUUAUCAAACUGCCUACAUUACAGCGAUUAAGAACAGAACUACAUCUAUAUAAAGCUUUUAGCUGUGUUGCAGUACUUUUAUUUGAUUCAGUAGGGCAGCAACCCCCUAGUGGUAAUCAGCAUUUCAUGGGGUAGGGCUACACUGCGUCUCGCAUUAAAUAUCUGGAGAAAACUGAAGCUUGUUUUUCGUUAUAUUGGUUCAUCUGUUCAUGUGGGUCGAGGCUGGGAAAUUUAUAAUUAGUUUUUGGUUAUAAAGUUAUGGCCGUUAUUAAUGAAAAGAAACUUUCUUGAUUGCUAUACGUCAGGCAUACUCUGGUGGGUGCGUUUACGAAGAGUACGUUAAUAUAGAAGAAAAUAAAGUGAAUACUGGUCAUGUGAGUCCCAUGAACCUAUGUAUACACCUUUGUGAAAAGAAAGAGCAGUCCCAUUACUAUACACCUGGGACGUUUAAUGUAAAAUAUUUGAAUAAAUUGUAAAAGAAUUAGAGAAAACAUUUGAAAGGAAUUCAAAUUUUACUUUUAAGUACAAAUGGGACUUUUAAGUACAAAAGGGACUUGCCAAAAGUCCCUUAUGGCAAGGAUUUGACUUACAAAUACUGCCUUUACUCUUCCUUUUGCAAGUGGCAGGUAACAACUUGACAACUGCAUUACUUCACUCUGUGAAAUGGUGGUAGGAGGUUCCAUGCCUGUUGCAUGACACAAAUCGUAAUGAAAAAUAAAUUUUUA